AUGAAACAGUUUGUGUGUGUGUGUGUGUGUUUGUGUGUGUGUCUGAAUUGCCUCUUUGGUCAAGUGUGUUUGGGAAAGCAAUGAAAAAGACAUAGUGUCCAGUGAUUUAAUGUAGGACAUCCAGCUAUAUCUAUAAAAGAGAGAAUGAGAAUGGGAGAAAAAGAGGAGAGUUAUAACCCUGAGCAGAAAGGACGCAUGCCUGCUGCUGCUUGUGUAUAUGUGUGCACUCAUUUGUAUGUACACACUCUCGCUCUCUCUCACACACACACACACACACACACACACACACACACACACACACAGACACCUGGUGCUUGCUUUCCAUGCAGCUCAGAGUCCUGAAAGCCCUCCGUCGGUCUGGACUCUUCUCUCUUUCUUUCUGUCCUUCCUUCCUUUGCUUUCUUUCUUUUCCUCCUUUUCCUCUCAUCUCUGUCCUCUCUCUUCAUUAGCAUUCCUCUCUCAUCCAUCUCCCCCUCCUUCUAUAUUCUCUUCCUCUCUCUUGCUCUGUGUCUCUUUGUGUGGAAUUUGUGCAGACGCUGCUCACCUCAGGAUUUUUAAGCACUAUGGAAACACACCGUUGUAGCCAGAGAUGGAGGGAGUGAGGAGGUCGGUGACCUACGAAGUGCCAGCUUAGACCCUCAUCACAGUUUCGCCGGCCAAGGCAGCAGUAUAGACAGUGAGUGUGCCUUUGAGGGAGACUACGACGUGCCUCCUCUUUCCAUGGCUGAGGGUCUGCAGCACAUGCGGAUCAUGGAGGGGGUGUCUCGCUCCCUCCCUUCCUCUCCUCUUCUCACUCAUCAGACAGUCAACGUGCGCUUACAGCCAGUGAAGAAGAUCAGCACUGGUUCAGCCACAGCCCCUCUACGGAAGCUUAAGUUUGUGGAGAGCCCUCGCAUACCUGAGUUUGACCUUGGCUCCCCUACACACACCGCUUCCGCUGCACAGAAUCCCAGCCUGGACACACACUCACCUGGGGAAGUAGGUGAGGAGCUUGGCCCCCCUCCUUCAGUGGAUGAGGCUGCCAACACGUUGAUGACUCGCCUUGGCUUCCUGCUUGGAGACAAAAUGAGCGAGGGCCCUCCAGAGCUGCACUACAGCAUGGAGGAGGCCGAGGACACACAGGGUGUGGGGGUGAGCGGCAGGAUGAGUCCGUGCUCCACGCUGACCAGCAGCACAGCAUCUCCUCCAGCCUGCAGUCCCUGCUCCACUCUCCCUGCUGGAGCUCCAGGACAGGCCGUCAGCAGCCCCACCUCCACGCUGGAAAGCAGAGACAGUGGCAUCAUCGCCACCCUGACGAGUUACUCAGAGCCUGCAGAUCGCAGUGCCAAGCAUGGAGAGGGCACUCGCGCCAGCAGCCUCAAACUUUGGCACUCUCAGCGCGCCACACUCGACUCCGGCCUCUACCGGCUUGACGAAAACAUGGCUGCCUCCACCCACAGCCUCAACAAGAUUCCUGAGCCCAGCUCCACCCACCACUCCUCUCAGCCCACCCCCCUGUACCUCAUGCCCCGCCCUAACUCUGUGGCAGCCACCAGUUCAGCUCACCUGGAGGACUUGGCCUACCUGGAUGAGCAGAGACACGCUCCACUCCGAACUUCACUGCGCAUGGCGCGCCAAAACAGCAUGGCCGCCGGACGAUCUGGCCAGGAUCUGAGAGCUUCUGCUAACCACAAUACCUGGCAGUCCCAGUCACUGCGCUUCGCUCCAUACAGGCUCCAGGACAUAGCGCUGAAGCCGUUGCUCUUCGAGGUUCCCAGCAUCACGGUGGACUCUGUGUUUACGGGGCGUGAGUGGCUUUUCCAAGAAAUUGAUGCUCAGUUGAGUAGCACCAACCGUGCUACCAACCGGGGUGUGGUGCUGGUUGGCAACAUUGGCUUUGGCAAGACGGCCAUUAUCUCCCGUCUGGUGGCUCUCAGCUGCCACGGCAACCGCAUGAGGCAGAUUGCCUCCGACAGCCCGCAGGCUUCACCCAAACAUGGAGAUGGACUCCCUCUUACACAGCCUCAGCCCUCCCAUGGAACGUUGGGAGGUGGCAGCUGCCCGGGAACUCCAGAGAUGAGGAGGAGACAGGAGGAGGCUAUGAGGAGACUCGCAUCUCAGGUGGUAGCGUAUCACUACUGUCAGGCUGACAAUGCCUACACUUGCCUGGUGCCAGAGUUCGUGCACAACGUGGCAGCGCUGCUGUGCCGCUCACCACAGCUUAACACCUACAGAGAGCUGCUACUGAGAGAACCACACAUUCAGAGCACGCUCAGUCUGCGCUCCUGCGUCCAGGAUCCACUCAGCGCUUUCACAAGGGGAGUCCUCGAGCCACUGGACACACUUUAUAAAGAGAGGAAGAUGACAGUUGAUGAAGACUUCAUCAUUCUUAUAGAUGGUCUUAAUGAAGCAGAGUUCCACAAGCCUGAUUACGGUGACACCAUUGUCUCUUUCCUUUGUAAGACCAUCGACAGGUUCCCAGCCUGGCUCAAGCUAGUGGUGACCGUUCGAACCUCAUUGCAGGACAUCACGAAACCGUUGCCAUUCCACCGUAUCUCUCUGGAUGCCCUGGAGGAGAACGACGCUAUCGACCGGGAUCUGCAGGCCUAUGUGCUGCAGCGUGUGCAUGGCAGUGCUGAAAUCCAGAGCAACAUCUCGCUCAACGGUAAGAUGGAUGGUGCCGGCUUUGCCAAACUCAGCUCACACCUGAAGGCCCUCAGUCGUGGAUCAUUCCUCUACCUGAAGCUGACCUUUGACCUGAUCGAACGUGGCUACCUGGUGUUGAAGAGCUCCGGCUACAAAGUGGUGCCCGUGAGCCUGGCUGAAGUUUACCUGCUGCAGCUGAAUAUGCGCUUUCCCACACAGUCGUCGUUUGAGCGAGCACUGCCCCUGCUCAAUGUGGCACUGGCGUCGCUGCACCCUCUCACCGAUGAACAGAUCUACCAGGCGGUCAACGCCGGCUCCCUCAGGGCCACGCUCGACUGGGACGAUUUCCGCCAGAGGAUGGAGCAGUUGGGUGUUUUCCUGGUGAAGAGGCGUGAUGGCACACGUAUGUUCGUGCACCCGUCUUUCCGCGAGUGGCUAAUCUGGAGGGAGGAAGGGGAGAAGACCAAGUUCCUUUGUGAUCCCAGGAAUGGACACACACUGCUUGCCUUCUGGUUCUCCAGACAGACAAACAAACUCAACAGACAGCAGACUAUAGAACUAGGACAUCAUAUACUCAAAGCACAUAUAUUUAAGGGCCUGAGUAAGAAGGUGGGAGUCUCCUCGUCCAUUUUGCAGGGGCUGUGGGUGUCUUACAGCACUGAGAGUUUAUCCACUGCUUUAUCUUCCCUGAGAAACCUGUACACCCCUAACAUUAAGGUGUCCCGUCUGCUGAUGAUGGGAGGGGCAAACGUUAAUUACCGGACAGAGGUGCUAAACAAUGCGCCAGUGCUGUGUGUUCACGCUCACUUGGGAUACAUGGACAUGGUGAACCUGCUGCUGGAGUUUGGGGCUAACGUGGACUCGGCAUCUGAGAGCGGCAUGACAGCACUGAGCUAUGCUGCCACCGCGGGACACCUGAGCAUCGUCACUGCCCUCUGCAAGAGAAAGGCUAAGCUUGACCAGCUGGACAGGAACGGCCAGUGCGCUCUGGUACAUGCGGCUCUAAGGGGCCACAUGGAGGUGGUGAAGUUCCUGCUGCACAGCGACUGGGGAGGUGAGGGGCCAAAAACCGCACAGCUCCACACUCCCUCUCCCACCAAACCAUGUGACUCCCCACAGCUGUCCAGCCCAGAGCAGCAGGAGAAAGAGCAGGAGCAAGAGGGAGAGGAGACUCCACAGGAAAAGGAGAGAGAGACAGAGAUCCCUGCUGAGCAGCAGGAGACCAAGGAGGAGUCGGAGAAAAAACGCCAGGAAGCUCAGCCUCAGCAGCAGCAUGAAGCCUUCAGGAAGAGUCACGCAAUACAGCAGGCUCUGGUAGCAGCAGCUAGUAUGGGACAUAUUGAGAUUGUAUCAUACCUGCUGGAUCUUCCUGAGAAAGAAAAAGAGGCUACAGAGUAUGGUCAGAUGAACAACUAUGACACUUUGUGGGGGGAAACAGCACUGACCGCAGCAGCGGGGCGGGGAAAGCUAGACGUUUGCCGGAUGCUGCUGGAGCAGGGCUCUGCAGUAGCUCAGCCAAACCGCAGAGGGGUUGUGCCUCUCUUUAGCUCUGUAAGCCAAGGACACUGGCAGAUUGUGGACUUGUUGCUGACUCACGGAGCAGAGAUAAACAUGGUAGAUAAACAGGGACGAACUCCCCUGAUGAUGGCCGCUUCCGAGGGCCACAUAGAGACAGUGGAGUACCUGCUGGCUCAAGGUGCGUCCAUGCCCAUAACAGAUAAAGAAGGUCUCACUGCACUAAGCUGGGCGUGUCUAAAGGGACAUUUGCCUGUGGUUCGCUGUCUGGUGGAAAGGGGUGCGGCCACUGAUCAUGCGGAUAAGAACGGGCGCACACCUCUUGACCUGGCUGCCUUUUAUGGAGACGCAGAUGUUGUGCAGUUUCUCGUUGAUCAGGGUGCUUUGAUUGAGCACGUGGAUUAUAGUGGGAUGCGUCCACUAGACCGGGCUGUGGGUUGCCGCAACACAUCAGUGGUGAUGGCUCUCCUCAAGAAAGGAGCUAAGAUAGGAUGUCAGACCUUGCCAAGUCGGCACAAAGGAGGUCCAGCUACAUGGGCAAUGGCAACCUCGAAACCAGACAUCAUGAUGAUCCUGCUGAGAAAACUUAUCGAGGAAGGCGAUGGCUUCUACAAGAAAGGCAAAGUGAAGGAAGCAGCACAACGUUAUCAAUAUGCUUUAAAGAAGUUUCCUCGUGAAGGCUUCAGUGAAGAUCUGAAGGCCUUUCGAGAGCUCAAAGUCUCUCUGUUUCUCAAUUUGUCUCGCUGCCGCAGGAAAAUGAAUGACUUUGGAAUGGCAGAAGAGUUUGCUACCAAAGCUCUCGAGCUGAAACCCAAAUCCUAUGAGGCAUACUAUGCUAGAGCCCGAGCUAAACGCAGCAGCAGGCAGUUUUCUGAGGCUCUAGAUGACCUCAGGGAAGCCAUAAAGCUGUGUCCCAACAAUCGCGAGAUUGUGCGCCUCUUGCAGCGUGUGGAGGAAGAAUGCAGGCGUGUCACCCAGACAGAGGAGCCUGAGCUUGAGCCCCCACCAUCCCCACCCCCAUCCCCUUUACCUGUGGAGGAGGAAGAGGAGCCACCUCAUCAUACUCCACCCCCAGAACCACGACUGGAUGACAUGGAACCUGUGCAAGAUCUUUUCGAGGAUGAUGACUUUCUGGAGCAGGAGCUGGAGGGCAUGUCCAUUGGCCUUCCUCCUGAACGCAUCAAUCCAUCCAGCCUCCAAAUUAUCCACAGCCCACCUCUUUCUCCUGUCCCUCUAUCAGGAGGCCAAGCCUUCGAGUUCCACCCAAGCCCCUCUUCAUUGUCAUCUCCAACUCGCCAAAGCUACCAAUCAACCUCACCUUGUGUCUCUCCCACACACCAGAAUUCCCAUUACCGACAUAGUCCUCCACACACUUCUCCUGCCCAUCAAGCAUCCUACCGCUUCAGCCCUCCACCUAUGGGUAGUGGAGGUCAGGGAAUGGAUUACCAGAGUCCCCCACCUUCCCCUCUUCGUCGCACAGCACCAUACAGAGCCAGUCCCCCCUUGGAGAGUGUGUGUCUCUACCGUUCCCAAUCGGGAUCGCCGGUCCGCUACCAGCAGGAACCUUUGCCCAGCCGCCCCAAAUCACCCCUGUCUAAGAUGAGCAGUCAACGCUCUUUUCAGCUUCAGUCACAACCAUCCCAGUGCUCCCAGUCCUCCCAACACCACCAGGCCCAGGGCCUCCGACUGCAGCCUUCUGUGGCCCAGAUUGUACGCACGAACCAGCCUGGGAGUGGCAUCUAUGGCCAAUUGGCCCACCCACUCAGCAGGUACCAGGGCAGCUCCAUGGACAUAGACCGGGAAAGAGAGCGGGAGGCCCGGCUGGUGUACCAGCCCUCCUUGGAUGGAAGGUCCAUGUCUCAGGUACAGUCCAGUCUGAGUGUGGGUGCUCUAUGCCAGCAUGGAGGGCGAGGUGGGCCUGGAGGAGUACUUGAAUCUGGAGUGGGGAAAGAUGAAGUGCCUCAGCGCCCUGCCUCAGCCUACCGCUCUGCAACUGGAGGUCCAGGAGGAAUGCGCUUUAGCCAGACGCCUCAAAUCAGCCGCAGCCAGUCUGCAGCAUACUACCCUGUAUCUAAGCAUGAGCUGGAGAGAGCUGCAGCAGCAUCCUCCAUGUCCCCAUGCCAGCUAGGCUCACCUGAAAUCCCACAUCUGGUACGUCGGCCCAUCAGUGCAAACACGGGCGAUCUGAAACCACACAUGUCCACCCCUAGACCCCUAAUCCACUCUCAGAGCGUGGGUCUGCGCUUCUCCCCCUCCAGCAGCAAUAUCUCCUCAGGCUCUGGUCCUAAUCUAGCCUCUGGCUUUAGGCCUUCCUCCUCCAUGGCCCAGAUGGAGAUCCCCCUACAGGUGGCAUACGAGCGCAGCUUUGAUGAGCCAUCCUCACUCUCGCCCUCACAAAGCGGCCUGUACCCCAGUGAGCCAGCGCGUUCCCGGACAACGCCCUUCAUGGGCGUCAUUGACAAGACAGCACGGACUCAGCAGCAGUACUUGCACCAGCCUUCUCGUGCAUGGCCAGUCACAUCUCUGGACAAUGUCAUCACCAGCCCUACAUCACCAGGGAACCUGAUUCACCAGGCAUCUACAGCCUCCUCCUACAGCCCGCCCACCUCAUUAGGUAACAUUGCCUACUACAACAAGACCAACAAUGCCCAAAAUGGGCACAUGCUGGAGGAUGAGUACUAUAGCCAGCCACAGCCCUCAUCCCUGGGCAAGCUGGCAAAUGGAGGGGCCCGUGACAGGGAUCUCCUGGAGCGGGUCAGUCAGGUACCCACAUACCAGGAUGUGAAGGUGGCACGGACAAUGCCCGUGGCACAGGCUUACCAGGAAAACAUGUACCGCCAGCUCUCUCGUGAUGCCAGGCAAGGCCCCACCUCACCCAUUAAACCAAAGAGACCCUUUGUGGAAUCAAAUGUGUAACAAGGCCAGUAGAGUGUAACGGAUGUGUGAUAGGGAGUGAGUGUGUGUUUAAAUGUGGUGGUGGUCCAAUGUAUUAAAAUUAAUUACUAGAAAAUAUGUCAUUUUUUGAAACUCUACUAACCCAGGGAGGGUAAUGUUGAUAUAUUGCAACUUCAUGAAAGAAAUUGCUAAUGCCUUGAUCUGUGCCUGCUUCUGGUAUACUUGAGGCAUAAGCUUUAGCGCUAGAGCAAAAGACUUGAGACACUUGGACUUCUAUGAAUAUGAUACUACUGAAUGUUCUUUAAAGCUCUGCACAUUAUGUGAAAGCACAUUUCUGAACCUUCCCUGAAUUGAAGCAACAAACAUGCGCGCACACACACAGCUUGAGGAACAGUGUGUGUCUUGCAGUUAUUAUCCCACAUGAGUAUGAGCAUCGUGAACAAGAAUGUGUGAGUCACAGACUGUUCAUGAAUUUAAAUGCUUAAAUCAUUUCCUCUCUUCAGUAGGCAAUUCCAAACAGGACUGCUAGGCCUUCCAGAGUAUAUAAUGUUGGAUUAUUCAAUGCUGUUUAAUAAAAAAAAAAAAAAAAAGCUGUAUUUACAGAAGGAACACAAAGGAAUAUUUAUACCUGAGUUCGAUAAUGUACAAAUCAAAGCAUAAACCUAGUUUCUGUGUUUGUUUUAUUUUAAGUUAUCUUUAUUUUUGUAUCUUUUUUUGGCAGGGAAAAGGUACAUAAUAUUUUCGAAAAUGCAGAUUCAGAGUUUAUGGAUUUAGAGAGGGGAAUGUACAAACUUUCAGAACACUGUUUUUCAAAAGCUUACAAGAGUUAUAUCCUCGUUUUUACAGUAAGAACAUUUUCAUACUUAAGAAAUUACUAUCUAGAAAUAACCUGGAUAGAGAAUACAUUAUAGUUGUAAUGCAAACUGAAUCAUGUGAAUCAGAAGUGAUCAUGGGUUCAUUUUGUUUUUAGACCAAUCACUGAAAAGGCUGAAGAACAGUCUUACACCUUUUUUUUAAUGAACUAAUGCAUUUAUGUACAUUGGAUCUCCCUGUCCUCAAAGUUUGUACAUGCUCUGCUCCACAUAUAAAAAGAUGUUUCAGGGGUGUUGAAUAAUUGAUGGUAGUUCCUUUUUUAUUUUGAAACAGUUUUAACAGUUACAGUAUUGUUCUAAAAUAUGAAAAAUCAUUAGUAUAUUUAGCUAUAAUAUAUUUGUUUUAACAUUUCAGUGACAAUAUUAGUUUUUUGCUGCACUGUAUGCCCAUGAAAGCUCUGAAGAAAAAUAGCACUUUAUUAAUUUCAUUCAGAUGAUGGAAAAUCAUACAGUAGGCAUGAAGAAUGGCUCAUUUGGAUUUCAAAAUCACAGAAGUUGUCUCUAGACAACAAAACUGAUUAACAAACGGAGUGAACACGGGAAUAUUAUUUGUGAAUUAAUUGUCCUACUAGAAAAUCAAAAUAGCAGUCUUUGUUAUUGGUGCAAUCUUUUUCCUUUUUUCUUUUAAAAAGCUAAAGAAUAAGCAGUAAAAAGAGUGAAACUAUGUUUUUAAAAAGCUAUGAAAACAUGUAUAUAAUAGCCUUUAUAGAGCGCACUGUAUGUGCUGUAUAUACUGGCCAGAUGUGUUUAUGCAUAACCAAUUCAUAACUAUUUCUCUAUAGCUAAUUCUUCACUGUUGCAGGGUUAUGGCUAACAUCUAAGAGACAAAUGAAUAACAGUAUCCAGUAUGUAGAGGUGAAUAAUUGAAGCAGAUAUGAAGCGUGAAACACGGGUGUCCAGGGUUCAGUAGCAUCCUGAAACACUACCAAAAGAUUUUUACUAUGAAAUCAUAAACUCCAAGAAAUGUUUAGGAAAUGUUUUCGGAAAACAGUCAUCAAAGCUCUCUGCAGUAGAACGCAAUAUUGUCAAUGUGCAGUGUUCAAACUGUCUAUGGUCACAUGUUCUCAAUAAUGGACUCAGACAGCUGCUGUCUUUAGUAAACCCAUACAUUUUAAGUAUUUAUGCCAGUAACCCUUCACCCUUUCUCAUGAAGGAAUAACUGAUAAUGCUCAAGAAGUAACAAUUAUUCAUCAACCUAAAGGGAACAAAGGACUACAAAGGUUUCUUUCUUUCAGAAGGGAUAGUUUUAUCAGUGUAGAUUAUUUUUGCUGUAAAUACAGAUGCAUGUUCUAUCCUCAGCCUCCCCUGAGCUCAUGUGCACAUGCUGAAGUGUACCUGAUGUAUAUCUCAAAUGAAGCUGGUGCCCAAAUAAUGCAUUCCAACCUCUCAUUUUUUGAAAUCGUUAAUUAGGAAACACACUACUGACCUCUUAUGAGUUGAACUGGGCUUUUUUUAUUUUGCAUUUAAGUUCAUAUUACUGUACUUGCUUGCUGCGCUGAGUUCUCUUGUCUGUAAAUGUGAGCUUUCAGAGCGCUGUGACAAAGUUCUAUGACUACAAUAAAACAGAAUGUGUUUUUAUCAUA
Messenger RNA from Pangasianodon hypophthalmus (striped catfish), 9490 nucleotides. It is a transcript of the gene tanc2b, whose product is annotated as tetratricopeptide repeat, ankyrin repeat and coiled-coil containing 2b. Gene Ontology annotation, biological process: regulation of dendritic spine morphogenesis. The coding region runs from base 721 to 7056 and encodes 2111 amino acids. The transcript is spliced from 28 exons. Gene Ontology annotation, cellular component: dendritic spine. The record is from RefSeq and is a predicted model, not a curated record. NCBI's taxonomy places the organism in Eukaryota, Metazoa, Chordata, Actinopteri, Siluriformes, Pangasiidae. Gene Ontology annotation, molecular function: protein binding.